This is a messenger RNA of Colias croceus (clouded yellow), 2058 nucleotides long. It is a transcript of the gene Cog6, whose product is annotated as conserved oligomeric Golgi complex subunit 6. Gene Ontology annotation, biological process: intra-Golgi vesicle-mediated transport. The record is from RefSeq and is a predicted model, not a curated record. The transcript has a single exon. Gene Ontology annotation, cellular component: COG complex. Bases 171 to 2015 code for a protein of 614 amino acids. NCBI's taxonomy places the organism in Eukaryota, Metazoa, Arthropoda, Insecta, Lepidoptera, Pieridae.
UUCAUCUUUACUUGCUCUGUCACAUAAUUCAUUCAUGUACUUUUGAUAAAUAAACCGAUUUAUAUUCCCUAGGUUCUUACUUGUGUUAUUAUUAUUUAUUUUAAAGAUUAUUUAUGAAAAUAUAAUCAAUAAGAUACGAUUUAAAAACGCUAUCUUCAAUUAAUUCAACAAUGGAGAAUGUGUAUAACAAUCCUAUACGAAUGAGAAUCAAUAAAAUAUUUGAUAGCCACGUAAUAGCCGAUAAUAGCGAAGCUUUACAUACUAUUUCUGGAUUGUGCUCCUCAGAUUCUGCUUAUAUGAGAAGAACUCUGAUCAACGAAAUUGAGAAAAAAGACUUGUUGGUAAAUAAAGCUAUUUUGUCAGAAUACAGUAAGGUAAAAGACAAACUGAAUGUUUUAUUGGAAUCUUUACGAACCUUAGAUGUAGCUGUUAAAGAUAUGUCAAAUAGAUUAAAUGAGUCUAAAACAAAAACACAUCAUAUUAUUGCACAAACAACCAAACUCAAUGAAGAGAGAAAGAAAACAAAUAAGAAGCUUACCUGGGUUAAUGCCUUUGUUAAUAAUUUCCAAAUAUCACCAGAGCUCAAUCAGCAUCUAUACAAUACUUCAACUAUGUCAUUAAACUUCUUUAAUUCAUUGUCCCAAAUUGAGAAAUUGCAAGAUAAUUGUAAGACCCUUGUUCAGUGUUGGUAUCAAACCCCAGCAUUUGAUAUUUUAGAAUUAAUUGGACUUCAACAAGAAGCAGCUAUUGAGAGAUUAUAUCAUUGGACUAUUGGAGCAUGCCUUGUUGUUGAUUCUCCUAAUAAUGCCCUAAUUCCUAAAGCUUUGGCAAAAUUUGAAAAUAGACAAGUUUUGUUUGCCAAUAUAAUUGACGAAUAUUGCAAUGCAAGGAAGGGAGUGGUUGUGCAGUUAUUUAUUGAUGUGCUGACCAAGGGAGGUGAAAAUGGUUCACAUCCAAUUGAAUUUUAUGCAAAUGAUCCCAAGAGAUACAUUGGAGAUAUGUUGGCUUGGGUUUACCAAGUCAUACCAAUAGAAAAAGAAUAUUUGAUAACAUUAUUUAAAUUUUGUACAAUGUCAGAUAAGGAUGAAAAAAUCAUUGAUGGGCUUAUAAGGAUAAUGGAUUCUUUAUGCCCUCUGCUUAAGGUUAGAGCUGAACUUAUAUUAAAACCCGAUAAAGAUCCAUUAAUGCUAUGGUCUAUAAGUAACUUGAUAACAUUUUACAAGAAUACAAUACAAAAUAUAUUUGCAAAAGGACAUUUGAUUGAUACUUUUGAUGAGCUUUUGAGGAAAUGUGAAGAUAAUUUCCUCAUGACUCUAGAUAGUAAAGUGCAAAAAGAAUUAAGUCAUGGAGUGAAAGCACCACCCUUAGAUUUGAAUCCCUCCAUUGUUGUAACAGAUUUGGUUGGAUUCUUGAGAAGUUUAAUGAAUAUAUCUAACAAUUUAGACAACUCAGAUAAGAGAGUGAUAAUAACCCAUAUUUUAGACCCACUUUUGCAUGCUAUAAAUGAAACAGCUUGUCAUCUCAGUUCCACAGACAUGUCUGUGUAUAUGUUGAACUGUAUAUAUCACAUACAGUGCACAUUGUCUUUGUAUACUAUACUGGAUGAAUACAAUGAAAGAUUGCAAGCACAAUCUGAAGCCCAAAUUGAUACAUUAACAUCAGAGCAAGCUAGUUUUCUUGUAGCAAAUUUAAAUAUGGGACCGAUAUAUACAAUCUUACAAGAGAAAAUAAAUGGACCUCUCUCUGCUAUACCAGGCAUGGAUACAGCUUCACUGAAGGUGUUUCUUAAUAAAUUUGAUAUGUUUUUAGUAACUCCUGAUGUAUAUAUACUCCCACAAUUGAACUUAUUGCUUAGUCAUACGCAUAGAUCAUUGGUCAAGAAGAGAGCAUUUGAAGUUAUUUUUGCAAUUUAUGACCAAUUAUAUACUGCAAUUAAUGAUCCUAAUAAUGGUUAUGUAGAUCCACAAGUAAUAGUGCGUAGAUCACCUAGUGAAGUUAAGAAAUUGUUAAUGUAAAAUUAUUAAAAUUAUGAACAUAAUAAAUUAUGACGUGCAAUAA